This is a messenger RNA of Phalacrocorax carbo (great cormorant), 5430 nucleotides long. Lineage: Eukaryota; Metazoa; Chordata; Aves; Suliformes; Phalacrocoracidae. The record is from RefSeq and is a predicted model, not a curated record.
GGUAAAGUACUUCCUCACCGCCGCCAGCUUCGGCAGACCCAGCUCGCCGUGGGAGAGCCACGGGUUUUCCGCUAGGGAAAAACCCAAAUAAUGUCAUGUGAGGGUCGUGCCCCGGUGCUACAAGCAGGACCGAAGCCCGGGGCGCGGGGGGCAGCCACUGCCGGUGCCCGGUGCCCGCCAGGGGCGCGGUGCCCGGUGCCGCGGCCGCCCCCGGCGCCCGCCGGCGGAGCAGCGCGGCCGAGGGGGAGGCAGAAGUUAACUUCCACCUGCCCUGGAGCCGCCGCUGCGCCGGCGGGAGGAGGCGGAGGCGGAGGCGGAGGCAGGCGGGGCAGCCGAGGACCCGGCUCUGGCAGGCUCGGAGGGUCCGGCCGGGUGUAAUUCCCCCCUAAUCCCCGCCACGGCGGCGCUUCCCUGGCCGAGCCAUGUCUGCGGCUUCCCCGCCAUGCCGAGCCUAGCGGGGAGCGGGAGGACUGGCGGCCGGGAGGCGCACAAAAUGAAGACCCUGAUGCGCCACGGGCUGGCCGUCUGCCUGGCGCUCACCACCAUGUGCACCAGCUUGUUGCUCAUGUACGGCGGCAUCGGCGGCGGCGGCGGCCGCCCGGAGCCCCGGCGGCGGCAGCAGCAGCAGCAGGUGGCGGCGGUGCCCAGCCGCCCGCCGGGACGCGGGCAGCACCGCCCGGCCCUCCCCGUCGGGGCCGGCCUCCUGGAGGGCUACAUCAGCGUCCUGGAGCACAAGCCUUUAAAAAUGCACUGCAAGAGUUGUGCAUUGGUAACCAGCUCUGGACACCUCCUGGGAAGUAAACAAGGUGACAGAAUCGACGAGACGGAGUGUGUAAUACGAAUGAAUGAUGCACCUACUCGAGGUUAUGGAAAAGAUGUUGGAAACAAAACGAGCCUUCGCGUCAUCGCACACUCCAGUAUUCAGAGGAUUUUGCGAAAUCGCAAUGAACUCUUAAAUAUGAGCCAUGGUGCCGUGUUUAUCUUUUGGGGGCCUAGCAGCUACAUGAGGAGAGAUGGUAAAGGCUUGGUGUAUAAUAACCUGCAGCUGAUGAAUCAGAUACUGCCUCAAUUAAAAGCAUAUAUGAUUUCUCGCCACAAGAUGCUUCAAUUUGAUGACCUUUUUAAACGGGAAACUGGGAAAGACAGGAAGAUAUCCAACACUUGGCUUAGCACGGGCUGGUUCACAAUGACUAUCGCAUUAGAGCUCUGUGACAGGAUAAAUGUUUAUGGCAUGGUGCCACCGGAUUUCUGCAGGGAUCCUAAUCAUCUUUCAGUACCUUAUCAUUAUUAUGAACCUUUGGGACCUGAUGAAUGCACAAUGUACAUUUCACACGAGCGGGGACGGAAGGGCAGCCAUCAUCGUUUCAUCACAGAGAAACGAGUGUUUGAGAACUGGGCACGGACAUUCAAUAUUCACUUUUUCCAACCGGACUGGAAACCAGAACCACUCACUGUAAAUCACCCUGAGAUUAAACCGGUGGUCUGAGGGAUGAACGCACAGGCCGCGGCCGCAGUCACCCACUGUGUCAGCCUUCGGGGUGUUGGACCUUCUGGGACAGCAAGGCAGCCGAGGGGGGAAGGGUAACGGGCUUUGCAGCCGACGACUGCAACACCGGUCAGGAAGUUACGAUGAAGGAGCAGCGCAUAUCAAGAGUACUUUCUGUCAAACUGUGUGUUAAUCCAGUAUAUAGCCUUUUUUGGCCAUCUGACUUCCUGUGUGUGUAUGUGAUUUGUGAAAAACAACUUGAGUAUCAUUAACGGGAUGGUUAAUUCAUUACGGUUUUUUAAAGUACAAUGCCACUGAAUUUUCAUAGUGAAAACUUACAGUAUUUAUUUAAUGGAGGUUUUUAUGCAACCUAGGCCAGUAUUUUUCUAAUUCAGUUACGUGAUUGUUUAUCUUUCAUAAUCUUUCAAAUCCAAAAUGAAUAUCGCUGAUGGUUUGAGAGGCCUAGCUUUUUAUUUAUGAAAUUUGUUUGAAAAAUAAGAUUCUAUAUAGCAUGUAAUUAAUAUUUGAUCUGGAAAUGUUGCAUUUCUUUUAAAAAUUUUGGGCUCUGUUCCAGCCUAGAGCCUUUAACAGCAAGAAUGGUCCCACGUGCAGAUCUAGCUAACUUUACAUUCUGACAUCUCAUGUUAAUAUGAAAACGAUAGUGAAAAUUCUGUUUGAUAUUAAUGUUCAUUUGCUGCUGUGCUGUCAAGCUGCUGUAUUUUAAUUAGCGGUAGAAGGAAGGACGGCAAAGUUUAUCCGAAAAAGAUCCCUGUCUAUAGCAGCGUGCUUUCAAUGAAGAAGAGACCAUCUUAGGCUGGAGGGGUUGCGUUCUGUUUUGCCUCUUGUAGCCCUGCAGGAGGCUGAAGGAGCAACCCUCCUGAGGCAAGAGACUACAAACCAGGCAACAACGGCUUGAAACAACAUGACCAAAUUUCUGAAAUCAAGAAGUUACACUACCAGGUACUCCAACAGCAGCCAUGCUAGCCAAAAAGAUUACAAUGGCGCACCUGCAAAUAUCUCUGCCUUCCAGUGUUCCAAGAUCAUCGCUGAUCUCGGAGAUCCUGGAUCGCACUGAAGUUGGGAUGUGAGAAGAGUUCCAUGAGUACAAAAUUGUCCCCUUGAAAAGAGCAAAGUUACAUUUGGCAGUUUCUUCCCAAACUACACGUGCAUGGCGAGUCCCUGCAGGGGACGGACAAUGCUAGUGCUGUAUAUGGAACCUCACAGUGUGAAUUACUGCGUUACAUUUGGCUUGUGAAUAAAGAAGAUUUCAGUUACAGUAUUAUUUUUCCUUUUGCAUCACAAAUAUUAAGUCUCUGAUUCCUUUGAAGUAAUCAGUAAGAGUAAAUACUGCAUGAAACAUUACACCUCAGGUGACAAAAGGUGUCUUUCAUUAGACAAAUACUAAAACUAGAACAAAGAUAGUACCUUAAAACAUCUCAAUCCAAGAAGCUGAACCUCAGAGGGGAUACAUAGAGCUGGGACCAAACUCACUAUAAUUUAAAACCACUUACAACCCACGGUCUUCCUCUUUCCAAAACUGGACAGCAAUAGCUGCAGCUGCCCUGCAGGCGUCCCAGACCUGCGGGGACAAAGCGAACUGCCCCGCCUGGUACACACCACUCAGCAUACAAACUGAAUGCAAAGCUCUGCUAUUGCCAAUUGCUCGUAACCUCUCUCGUCUGGUGUUUAACUCUCCCUCUUUCACUGACUGUGUUUUAUUCCUUCCACUCAAUUUCACAACACUCUACAAAAAAGAGAAUGGAUUUUGAACUAAUGGCAAUUUGAACAUCCCUUUCAGCAUGUGUACUGGGGCGUGUAUCCAGCAUGUAUUGCUCAAAUUGAUGAACUCUGUCAAAUUGAUUUACAGAUCACUUCUGAUGGGACUGCAGGAGAUGGUACGGACACAGUAGGUCCUCUCAUGCCACCAUCCUUUUGUUAUUUUAUUAGUGAUACGAUUAUGAAAAGAUCUUGUCAUUCUAAAACAGGGCUCUUAGUUUUUCCAUUGAGAGCUGCAGGAUGUGUAUGCUAAAUGCUUACUUAUGCUAUUGUUAAAACCAGAUCAUUUUAAAAUAGAUUACACUGAUCUACUUUAAAUAUCCAGUAGAAACAUGGGCACUUGCCAGGCUCUGCUGUGCUCCACAUGCUCGCUUUCUGUCUGCAAGACUGGUCAAUACCAAGUAGAUCAGAUGAAGUGUUAAGAAUAAGACAAAACAUGGGAUAAACCGACAUUAGAUCUCCUAUCUUCUACCAGAGUGAAGCUAAAUAUUCCUUCUUCAGUUUCUGUUAAUAACAGCUGUGUCUUCUUGUUACCCUUAUACACAUCCAGUCUUCUAAACAAAACAAACCCAAAACUCCCUUUAGUCUCGUCAUCUUCCUGUGGAGUUUCAGCAAGUUCCCCCAUCUAAUUACAGAAAGCAUGAAGGAGUAUUUUCUAAGAGGAAGUCACACCCGCAUAUACAAAACACACUGCAAAAGGAAUUUGAUGAAUCCAAGGAGACAGCAAGUUUUAAAAAGGACUGAUCACACAGAUUUACAUGGAAUAUAAACCCAGUCCAAAAAGCACAAGUUACAAGAGUGCAAAAGAAACGUAAAUAAUUUUUGAAGUGUUGCAAUUUUAAUUUACAAAUUACAAAUCCUACCAAAGCCCAAAUUUUCAACUACAGCACAUCCUGCUACAUUUCAGCCUGAAGUAAGGUUUUAUGGGCUAGUUAUAAACCAAACAGAUUUAUGAUAGAAAGUGCUGUCAGACCAGAGAUAAGUAGCACAAACUAGGCACCGCUGCCAUUCUCUGGUUUAUGCUGUCAUCUUGCACUCUUCACCUUAAUUUGAUCGAUUCAUGAUCUUCACUGUGCAUCAUUUCACAUAUUAAAAACUGUUGCAAAACUGUGUUUACCGACAUCAGCGGUUUUAAGAUCUAUGUUACUUCAGUUCUGAACUCCUUCCAUACCUUAUGCUUGGCUUCAUCAGAGUAGCUAUUUUUCAUCUUGAAGAACUAUAGCUUUUAUGCCGUGAAAGGUGCAACGGGAACUGAGAAUGAUAAAGAAAAUAUCUCUGCAGCUAAGAACAGAAAAAUGAGACCAUUGGUUUCUGUUACUUUGGCUCAAUGGUUGCACGAUGCCCAGGUAAGAGCAUCGAGAUACAAAGCAGAAACACGAUGCACUUUGAGAGGACCUUCUUUCCAAAGCGUUAAAGCACCUCAGAAAGAUAAGUGAAUACUGUUUAUUCUAGGUAAGGAAACUGAGGAAAGGGGAGGUUAAGAAACAGUGUUACUAAGACCCAGUUACAGCCUUAGUGCUAGGUUUUAGAAGAGUAUCAGGUGUGCUGACAGCUGCUCCUGGCUCUGGGCAGAACACACAAUGGCAAUUUCAUAUAUUACAUACACAUACACAUGAACAGGAGUGUAAAGUGAUAAAAUUCUGCAGGAGGUGCUGACCUGGGUCUUGCCCUGCAGUAUUUCUCAGGCAAACUUCAUAGGAAACUAAGUGAUCUUUACCCAAAAUAGCUCUAAGGAGGCAAGGACACAAUAAUAUAAAAAUACCUGGAAGAACAUUGGGGGUUGGGGUGAGGGGAAUCUAAAGAGUAAGGAAUAAAACAUGGUUUGAGCUAUCCAGCUGUAUUCCCCUGGAAUAUGAAGAUCAAAGUCAGGCUGGAGCUGACAGAGUGGAAGGUUCUGGCUCAAUAGCAAUGACCGUCCUGCAGAAGUUUCCUUGCGAUAUUCUACAAAUCUAUCACGUGCCACAAAACUUUUUGAAAAAUUCUGAUAAUCACCUCUGACUAAUGAAAGGUAAUGGUUUUAUUUGAUGCAAGGAGAUGUAAUAUCUAGUUCAAUUAAAAACAUAGCUUAGGGAUAAAAAAAAUAAUCAAGGAACAGUUAAACAGUGAAGGAGUGCUUGUAAAACAACAAAAUGUAGUGCAAAAGAGAAGAAAGUACAGAAACUUCACAG